Xenopus laevis (African clawed frog) is the source of this 2696-nucleotide messenger RNA. RefSeq names its product homer scaffold protein 2 S homeolog (gene homer2.S). Gene Ontology annotation, biological process: G protein-coupled glutamate receptor signaling pathway. The record is from RefSeq and is a predicted model, not a curated record. Gene Ontology annotation, molecular function: ATP binding; protein serine/threonine kinase activity; G protein-coupled glutamate receptor binding. Bases 393 to 1541 code for a protein of 382 amino acids. NCBI's taxonomy places the organism in Eukaryota, Metazoa, Chordata, Amphibia, Anura, Pipidae. The transcript has 9 exons. Gene Ontology annotation, cellular component: cytoplasm; postsynaptic density.
AGAAGCUGCCGCGAGCUGCAGGCGUGGGCUGGAGGAUGAGCCUGUCCCUCCUCUAUGUAUGUGGGAGGCUGCUGCUAUUGCUGCUGGAACAGGAGGGAUCCGUAUCGCUGUAGAACUCAGGAGAUCACUUCCCACACUCACGUGCCAGGCAAGGAGUUGGGGUGCGGGCAGCCCCUAGGAAGGCAGAGUUUAGGGUGACACUAAGCCUGAGCCGGCGUGUGUGUGAAUGGGAGGGAACUGCUGAAGCCUGGAGGUGCUGCUAUGUGAGCAGUGAAGCAGCGGGAGGAGAUCGCUGGAUCGUAAGCUUCUCACGCCUACUGGAGCGCUAGUGUGCCGGCUGGAGCCUGUCCGAUUGGGAUUUAAAUAGCAGCUGAUAAACCAGAGUGUACCGCAUGCACGAGGUACUGAGCAGUCCCUUCAGGGGAGCGAGGAGAUCGCCUGCCUGUGUGGGAGAGGCCACUGGCGAGCCACCGAACAUGGGGGAACAACCGAUCUUCACCACAAAAGCACAUGUCUUCCAAAUUGAUCCCAGCACUAAGAAGAAUUGGGUGCCUGCAAGUAAACUGGCAGUUUCAGUUUCUUACUUCUAUGAUAGCACAAGGAACAGCUAUAGAAUUAUCAGCGUUGAUGGGACCAAGGUAAUAAUAAACAGCACAAUAUCGCCCAACAUGACCUUUACAAAGACAUCUCAGAAGUUUGGGCAAUGGGCAGACAGCAGAGCAAAUACAGUCUUUGGCCUUGGAUUUGCUUCUGAACAGCAGCUGUCAAAGUUUGCAGAUAAAUUUCAAGAAGUCAAAGAAGCAGCAAAGUUAGCACGAGACAGAUCUCAAGAGAAGAUGGAGACCUCAAGCAAUCACUCCCAGGAGUCUGGACGGGAAACUCCAUGUUCUACUCGCGCAUCAAGUAUUAAUGGAACAGAUGAUGAGAAAGCUUCUCAUGGGGAGCCGCCUGAUGCAGAGCUAAAGAUUGAAAAUGAUAAGCUGAAGACUGCCCUAGCACAAAGCUCCUCCAAUGUGAAGAAAUGGGAAACUGAACUGGAAACACUAAGCGAGAACAACGCCAGGCUGUCAACUGCUCUUCAGGAAUCCAUUGCCAGUGUAGAACAUUGGAAGCGACAGUUUCUGGCCUGUAAGGAUGAGAGUGAUCAACUCAGAAUCAAGAUUGGAGACCUUGAAACGCAAUGUGAUGAGAUAGAAAAGGAAAGAGAGAGGAACAAGGAGCUCAGCAAAAGAUUACAAGAACUGGAAGUUGAAAUCCAGGACAAAGAAGCAGAGCUGGAAGACCUCAGGAAACAAAGCGAACUCCUUCCCCAGCUGAUGGCAGAGUGUGAAUCUAUGACUGAAAAGCUUCAGGAUGCCGAGAUAAGGAACCAGGAGCUGGAAGAUAAAGUAAGGACUCUGAGAAAGGACAUGGACGAGAACCGGCACAGACAUGGCCACUUGAAAUUGGAACUCAAACAUUUUUUGAAUGUAUUUGAUGGCAAAAUGGAUGACUUGCAUGAAUUACGUCAAGGACUUUCCAAACUACAAGUCGAUAACUAGGCUCACGAGGAUUGUUUUCACAUGGUAGGGUGUGCGGGCCACUUGAAAUACAGGGUUCGAGGAUGCUGUGCUCACUUUGAACCUUUUAUAUUACAUGCAAAUUGCUGGGAUUUUACCCUUUUUUUUUUUUUUAUUCAGAUUGGCAACCAAUAGCUGCCUGAAACUCUAAAGCCAUUUGUUUCAAUUACUACAGAAUUUGUUUAGGCUUAGAUAUAGACUCAGUGUAAUGUGUAACCAAACAAUCAAAGUAAUGGAUAGGACACCAAUGUGGCAUGGCUACUGUCUGGUAAUAGUUCCGGUCACAGCACAUAUUUCUUGCAGAGUAAAUGAAACAGGUCAGAAGGUCUGUGGAAGGGCUGCAGAUUGGUAGGCCCCAGUGCAAAUAAUUUUCAGCCAUUGCUGUAGGGAAAAGAGAAAUAACAAAGUGCCCCUAUCGGAUAUGGGCCGCAGUGAAGCACCGCCUUCUGUAAUAAACACAGUUCCACCUUGAAUCUACACAGCUCCCUAUAGGAAGACUAGAAUGAUGGUGCUGCAAUAAAUAAAUGAAGCACAUAGCAGGAACAUGGUUAAUUUACUGUUUCAGAAAUACAAGUAAUACACUGAAUGGGGCAGAUGCCAUAAACACUAUUCAUCUUAUAAGUGACAAGGUUUCCUUCUGAAUACCAGGGGUCCUUAACCUUCAAGUCUGAUCCAAACACAGGAUACCAUGCUCUUAACGCUUCCCUAUACUACAAUGACAUUUCUUCCUUAUUUAAUUUGUGAAAUAUUACACAAUUUAUACUUCUAGUAUUUUUACAUCUAAACUGGUGCAAAGCUGACUAAUUUAGUUCCGUACUAGACACUGUGGUUAAAGUAGAUAUAACUAUUCUUUAUGUCCUAUUUAUAAUAAAUUGUCUCUUCCAUGUUUAGUUUGAUAAUUAAUGAUGAGGGUUCCGUUAUUUUUUGUAUAUCUCCAUCUGUACAUACCUAGUGUUGAAUAUAUCGGAAUCACCCAGAGAUAUUCAUGUUUUUGAUACUUGUAUUCACCAAGGUAGAGUUACACUGAUCAGAAAUGUUAAUAUAACACUCUGUUCAUCAAACUUUGCAUUCAUCGAGGAAUCUUCCGUUCCAGCUUUGCAGACCAUUGGAAUCCAAGUUGUCAUGUUUUAAAACUAU